Molecule: messenger RNA, 1011 nt
Organism: Melanotaenia boesemani (Boeseman's rainbowfish)
Lineage: Eukaryota; Metazoa; Chordata; Actinopteri; Atheriniformes; Melanotaeniidae
Product: caspase recruitment domain-containing protein 19-like
Exons: 6
Coding region: 203-778 (191 amino acids)
Cellular component (GO): mitochondrion
Source: RefSeq, a predicted model, not a curated record
GGAGUGUAGUAAACUCAUACGGAAAGCGCUUCUGUAAUUGGGUGUAGCUGCCACUCCUCCGUCGCUGUCUGCAGUUUGUCGUUAUGGAGGUCGGUCAUGUGGCGGCGCGGCGGCGGAUCGUGCUCGCGGAACGUUUCAGCAGAGACCGGUCGCCCCGGCUACGCCAGGAAGAACCGAGCGACAUUCACGGCGUCCAUGUGCUAUGGCAGGUUUGACAACCAGGGACAUUGAAGGUUACAACGAGCAGCUCCAGAGUGACGCCCAGUUCCUGUGCUCAGACCAGCGGAUGGAUGCAGAGUUGGUUGACAGACUGGUGCUGCAGCUGAACAGGAUCUACCCCCAAAUACUCAAUGACAAGGAAGCCUGCAAGUUCAGGAGGCUGAGUGUGCCCACCAAAGUGCGGUUACCUGAGUUAUUGAAGUACCUGCGUGCAAAAGGUGAAGAGGCAUGUCAUGAAUUCUACAGAGCACUUCACAUCCAUGCUGAGGAAGUCUACGCUAGCCUGCCCACCAGAAUCAGACAAAGAGAGAUGGCAGAUUCAAAAUUAGCUAACAAUGUGGGAAUCCUGCAAAAGCGAUAUGCGCUCAAUGACAAAGGGCCAAUGUUCUUCCUAAGCUGUUUUAGUCUUGUGGUUGGCAUUGCAGUUCUCUACUAUUAUGGAGAGGGCGAGACUUUGAGAAGCACUGGAGCAUUUCUUCACUGUUCUGCAGCAAAACUUAGUAAGGACGCUAAGGAUGUUUUUAUUUCCUAUGCAGAGGUGGGGAAACAGAUAUUAUGAGACCAUUAAGGUGCUGAAAAUGUUCAGAAGUAGUCCUUUGAGAGGAACAAAUUGUCGAACUUGCCUCUUUGCUGUGCCAAAAUAAUUGAAUAUCCUCCCCUCUGGUGCAGCCUGUGUCUGACUGUUUGUUUUAAAAAUGCAACUAAUACAAUUUUUUAAAAUUCCAAAAGCAUGCCACAUUUAGACUAAAAAGGCCACAGAUUAUUACUUAUGACAGAAAUGGAUAUAAACUU